Messenger RNA from Dromiciops gliroides (monito del monte), 3074 nucleotides. It is a transcript of the gene CFAP184, whose product is annotated as coiled-coil domain containing 96. Gene Ontology annotation, cellular component: axoneme; ciliary basal body. The record is from RefSeq and is a predicted model, not a curated record. Lineage: Eukaryota; Metazoa; Chordata; Mammalia; Microbiotheria; Microbiotheriidae. Bases 42 to 1598 code for a protein of 518 amino acids. Gene Ontology annotation, biological process: cilium assembly. The transcript has a single exon.
CUGCUUUCUCUUGGUCUCACUUAGGUGUGUGAGAAGGAAGGAUGGAAUUGCCCCAGGAAGACCCCGAAGGGGCCCAGGUCCCUUUGGAAACUGCGGAGCAAAUGCCCGUGGAGGUGCCCGACGUUUCCGAGGCAGGGAACCUGGAGGCCGGGGGUCCGGAGGAAAUGGAUUCGAUGGCGGAGCGGUCGGACGGCGGAGAAGUCGGUGAGGCCGUGGAGAUGGAGCCAGGAGGCAUAGAGGAGGCGGGGGAGGCCGAGGAGGACGAGGGGGAGGCCGAGGAGGACGAAGGGGAGGCCGAGGAGGACAGAGGGGAGGCCGAGGAGGACGAGGGGGAGGCCGAGGAGGACGAGAUGCCGUCGACCUUCUCGGAAGCCGAGACCAGCAUGGGCGGGGUCCCGGGGUCGGUGGAAGGCCGCGGCGAGGACUGGGUCUCGGGAGAGGAGUCGAGACAGGCCCUGAGGGAGGACAGGGACAGCGACGAGUCCUUGGAGUCCCACGAAGAGGAAGAGGACUUUUUCGAGCAGCUGGAGGAGGAGGAGGAGGAGGCCCAGGAGGGCCCCGACGAGAGGGAGCUGAAGCUGCAGGAGCGGCAGCUGCGCAGCGAGCUCCUGGAGCAGUACCACGGGCUACUGUCGGAGCGCAACCGCAUCCACCAGUACAACAUGCACCUGCAGCACAAGAUCUCCCAGGCCCUGCGCAAGAAGAAGAGCGCUGAACCAGGCGUGGAGGUGACGGAGAAGACCCCCGCGGAGCAGGACACCCCCGAGAAGGAGCAGGCCUACCAGCGCUACCUGAGCUCGCUGGAGGAGCUGAAGAAGCAGCACAGCGAGGACGUGGAGUGGUACCAGCGCGAGCUGGAGCAGCUGCGCCAGCACUGCCAGGAGAAGCUGAGCCAGGUGGAAAAGGAGUGGAAGUCCUUCCAGACCCUCAAGAAGCAGGUCCUGCUGCAGGCCAUGGGCACCUGCCGCGUGGCGGGCGGCAAGGAGGCCGCCCUGCGCGAGGUGGAGCACAUCCAGGCGGUGGAGGACCGCAAGGAGAAGGAGAUGAGCGCCGUCCGCCUGGAGAACGUGCAGCUGAAGCAGUGCCUGUCCCAUCUGGAGACCAGGAUGAAGGCGCAGGAGGAGAUGACCGAGGGGCUGCACCUCAUCGACUUCGAGCAGCUCAAGAUCGAGAAUCAGACCUUCAAUGAGAAGGUGGAGGAGCGCAACGAGGAGCUCUUGAAGCUACACUACAAAGUCACCAGCAACGUCCAAAUCAUCACCCACGUGAAGGAGAAACUGCAGUUUGUGGAAUUGGAGAAUUUGGGCCUCAAGGCGGAGCUUAUGGAAAUUGAUGCUCAGGUGGCCCAGAAGAGGGACAUCUUGACCAAGACAAAGAAAGCCAGAGACAGCCUGCGAGUCGAUAAUGUCAAGUUACAUCAGAAGUGUGGACUUCUGGGCAAAGAGAUGCUCCUUCGGGACCUGGAGCAAAAGGUGGACGAAACCGAGCUGCUCAGCCAGAGGCUGGAAACACUCAAACGCCAGCACGCCGGGCUGACACUCUCUUGCAAAGGACUCAAACAGAAAAUAAAGGAAUCCAAAGCAUUCCUACCAUCCUGAAUAGCAGAAACAAUUGAUGUGACUCUUCGGCAAAACCUUUUCCGUUUUCAUAAGGAACUUAACCUUUAGUGGACUUAUUUUUCAAUAGGUGCCAUUCUUUAAAAGACCUGUGGUAGUUAGAGGGGGGGGGGGAUACCGUAUAUUUCAUAUUUAUUGAAAAAUGUUAGGGUGGGUGCUGGACGCUAAGCUGAGGCAACUUAUUUUAAAUGGGCUGAACUACCUUUAGGAAUUCAAAACAGGGUCAAAGAAGCCAAGUAAUGUUGUUGAUUAAAAUGUCUCUCUUGGCUGUCGUGUAGAAAUAAAGGGCAAAAACCCUUUUAAUUCUGAACUAUACCACCAUUUCAAAUCGUCAGCCACAACAGAAUUUUCAUUUCACUUUGAGGAAGUACACAAAGAGGACCAGAAAGAAGCCUCUCUCUCCAGUGAAAAAGGGCAAGGGGAGUGGAGAGGGGCAGAAGAAUAAAUAUUUAACUUUAUUCCCAUACAUAAAGCGAAUUAUUAAAUUUUUUGUAAAAUUUCUGAGUCACUUUCUCAACUAAGCCCAUUAAGUAACUAAUAAAAUGCCUCGUAAAUUAUUCACAUAUUUAUUUUGGAUAUACCAUUCACUUAGCUAUUCGAUAAAAUGUCAUUUACAGACAUAAAAAGAGAAAUAAUUAGCAGAAAAAUUAGUUUAUUUUUCUCACAUGUACUUUUUUUUUCUUGGCCAGGACUACUUCUCUAACCAGUACUGGCUUUAGUCUCAGCCUUAAGUUAGGGCUCCUUUUCUGAUUCUCUGAGAUCCUCUAAAAAAAAGUUAUUGGUCUGUCAAGCAAUUUGAUCAAGGGGGUUAUUUACAGUAGAAAAGAUGGGCAAGAAGAGGCAUAGUUUAAUGGAUAAAUUCAGUAUAUUCCGCAUUAAGUAAAAAUGUCUUCACCUUGUCCAGAAAUGUAUAAAGGGCAAAAAACCUUUUUUGAAGUAAAGGUUCUCAAAUCUUGACAGCAGGAGCCAAAGGUUGCACCAAAAUAUUUCUUAUUUAAAAAACAAAAAACCAACCUAUUCCUUAUAUUAUCAUAUACAUGUUGUAAGCAAAUCCUUGCUUACAACAAAUUAAUUAUUAAAAUCAAUGAGAUCUUAAUUUAGUUUUAAUAGAUUGAUUACACUGGGGCACUAACUUUUGCUGUUAGAUCUCACUCUGAGGGAACUGGAGAUCUUAUGGGAUGGGUUCCCCACUUAUGACCAUAUCAAAUGGAUCAUAUCAAAACAGAGGUUUGGAAAAUCCUACUUUAAAAGUUAGAUUUUUUUUUUGUCUUGCAGUUUUUGAACACUCCUUUUCAUAUCAGAAGCACCCUCUUCUUGGUUUUACUUUCUUAUGUUCUAUUUGGAGUCAAUAAAGAUGAAUUGAACCGUCUAACAACUUUCCAGCCAUACCUUAAAAACAUUUUUGCAAUCAUGCCAUUGAUGCACUGUCCUCAUUAAUGCAAAGCCCAACUGUUCAUU